AUGGCAAACCACUUCCUCAACUCUUGCCAAGAAAACUACAUGGACAAGGAAUUUCAUAAUAGAGAUAUAGUGUUGGAGGAUGAGACCUUCGGGUUCGAAAGCACUCUAACUUCUACUGGGGACGAACAAGGAACUUCACUGACUAAGAUUGAACAUAAUGGCAUGAUUAAGUCAAAGCUGAAAGGGAGUUUAAUCAUUGAUGCAGUCAAACACGAAAAGAAAGUUCCAAGUUUCUUCAAACAACACAUAUUUGCAACAUGGAAUGUGAGAAGCAUGUAUGCUGGAAAACUAGACAUAAUUAAAAGUGAAAUGACAAGAAUAGGGAUAGAAGUGUUAGGAGUCAGUGAGCUUAAAUGGAUAGGAAUGGGACACUUUGAUUCAAAUGACUUUAGNAUCUAA
Messenger RNA from Centruroides sculpturatus (bark scorpion), 399 nucleotides. RefSeq names its product craniofacial development protein 2-like. The record is from RefSeq and is a predicted model, not a curated record. The transcript has a single exon. NCBI's taxonomy places the organism in Eukaryota, Metazoa, Arthropoda, Arachnida, Scorpiones, Buthidae. The coding region runs from base 1 to 399 and encodes 132 amino acids.